Astrephomene gubernaculifera is the source of this 2825-nucleotide messenger RNA. NCBI's taxonomy places the organism in Eukaryota, Viridiplantae, Chlorophyta, Chlorophyceae, Chlamydomonadales, Astrephomenaceae. The record is from the annotation of a GenBank genome assembly.
CUUGUGACAUGGGCGGCUUCACGCGCGUGCUUCACAGCGGGUCGGCGGACGACCUGAUGGACGAAGUGCCUACGGUUGUGGUGGACCCGCUGCCGCCAUCCAUCUCCAAGAACACCACCUACAUCGUACUCAACCGGCCGUACGCCUUCAUGGAGUGGCUCAACAAAGUCAGCAUACCCGAGAAAUACUUUGUCAUGUGCGAGACCGACCACCUCUUCAUGCGCCCCAUGCCCAACCUCAUGAACGGCGAGUCGCAGGGCGCCGCGCUCUUCACCUACAUCGUGCCCUGGAACUUUCCCGACAUUGUGCGCAAGUUCAUCGGCAACGUGUCGGACGAGCAGGUGCACGCCGUACCGCAGAUCGGCAACAGCCCCACCUUUGUGAGUGUGGAGGAGUUCCGCACGCUGGUGCCCAUCUGGUUCAACACCACGCUGGAGGUGUUUGAGGACAAGGAGGCGCACGAGGCGUGGAACUGGGUGCUGGAGAUGUACGCGUACGCGCUGGCGACUUACCGGGCAGGGCAGCACGUUAACAUGAAGGUCCACCCCAACAUGCUGGCUCACCCUCCCUUCGACAAGGAGGAGGUGGACAGCGAGGGGCGGCCCUACUACCUGCUGCACCUCACCUACCCCUGCCGCUACGACAAGGACGGAAACAUGACGGACAACAGCACGCUGGCGGUGUGGACCUUCGACAAGCGCGUCUACAGCACCAGUCCGCCGCCGCGCAACCUGCAGAUGCCGCCGCCGGUGGUUCACAACAACCUGGCUCGGCUGAUCGUGGCCAUGAUUAACGAAGCCACCGACAACAUACCCUGCUGGGAUGACUACGUCGCGACAAGUAAAGUGACCAAGUGCUCAUAACAUACGAGAGCAGCGGGCGUAGGAGUGACUAAAUCUAUACCAGCAAGAUAGGUCUGGUUUUCCACAUAAUAUGACUCUAGGAGAGCAGGAUGACGCGACAAUGCGAGCUGUAGACGGGCGUCCGUAGAAAGUAGUAGAAUAGCGUGCACCUGGGGAGGGUGUUGUGAUUCGGCUUAGCGAUUACUGGUGAGCUUUUGGCGAGCGGAGGCUAUGCGAUCGAAUUUUCUGCAGAUGAAUAUUCAAUACUGGCUAUGUGUGUUACGGUGAUCCAUAUUACCUGUUAGUGGGGGCUGUGUCGCGGCUGUACGGGCGAUGUGUGAUGCAAGGCAACGAGCUGCCUUCGUUCACCUUGAAGUAUAUAUUUACCUUUGCAAGGUGAGCUGCUAAGAAAGGAUUAUCUCUUUGUCCCUCUAUUGUAACCUGUAAGCCUUUGAGACUAUUACCGGUAACCGGCUAGUGAACUUUCUGGACAUCGCUGCUAGCAUAAAAGCAUGGUUGAAAGCUCAGAGACUGGAGGCGCAGCUGCGCGCUCCACGCGCCUAUUUGCCAAGUAUUCGUCAACUCUAUACUCAUCAAGCGGGGACAGCACGGAAUGCCCAGUUUCGGCUUCACCGUCUGCAGCUGCUGUCGGAGCUCCGGCUAAUGGUGCGACGCCGUCGGCCGGGCCUUCUCGCCCGCAGCAAACCCCAUCGGGCUGCUCCUACGCCGCUGCAGCCUCCACCUCCUCUUCCCCGCUUCCCUCCGGCGGCUGCCCAGUGCAGUCCCCCUCCUCCUCCUCCCCUUCCGCUGACGGUGGCACUCUCAACCCGCUCAACAACAUCCCCGCCUCGCUGUCCGCCAUGCCUCCCGAGGUUCCCGGCCUUAGCGCGCAGCGGCAGACCUCCAACAUCCCCAUGUCGCCGCCCGACAAGCUGCCGCCGCACCAGCAGUCGGGGCAGGACUUCUGGGUCUACCCCUCGGAGCAGAUGUUCUUCAACGCCAUGAAGCGCAAGGGCUGGGACCCGCAGGCUGACGACAUGCGCAGUGUGGUGGCCAUCCACAACUCCGUCAACGAGCGCGCCUGGCGGGAGGUGAUGGCGUGGGAGCGGCUGCACUGCCAGGAGUGCGCGGAACCGCGACUGAAGCGCUUCCAGGGCCGACCCAGCGACCUCAGCCCCAAGGCGCGACUGCUCAACUUCAUGGGUUUCGGACUGCCCUUCGACCGCCACGACUGGGUGGUGGACCGCUGCGGCAAGGAGGUUCGCUACAUCAUCGACUUCUAUAACGGCGCCCCGCAGCCCGGCCAGCGCGCCGCCGCCGCCUUCUUCCUGGACGUGCGGCCCGCGCUGGACUCGUUCGAGGCGGCCUGGGACCGGGUGCGCAUGCAGCUGUCCUGGGUGACGAGCGGGCGGUGGAGGGACUGAGCGGGGGAGGGAGGGGGGAUAGAGGAAUCAUGCGUUGAGCGGGGGAGAGGGAGGCGAGGGUGGAGGGGCUGAGGAGGAUGAAUGAAGCGGUCGAAGAGGGAUUAGAUAAACUGAGCCGCGGAAACACUGACCCUGACCGUAGGUUACCGGAAAUGGCUUGAGGGUGUUCCAGACGUCGAAGUAUUGGAAUCAGCGUCGUAAAUAGUUGAACGCAGCUAGGAAUGUAGCAGAAGAGGGAGGGAGGGUGAGGUGGGAGGGUGCAUGGAGCAGUGGGGGGAAUUGGUAGGCUGCGAGGCGUGUGAUUGCGGGGUGGCUGCGAGUGCAGGGAGCUCCGUGGCAGGGAUGAUGAUGAGGAGGGGGGGAGUGCAUGGAGGUGAUGGGCCGGCUGUUUGUAAGAACUAAGAUGAAGGGCUUCGUGCGCGGUCGGGCGGUUUCAGUGCCGUCACGUUACCAUGUGGGUCAGGGCUUGGUAUGUCGGGCGUGUGCGACCGCUGGGGCUACGGUGUCCAGGGCGGCGGAUGAAGGAUGGAGGAGUCACACUUUUGUAAAGGAAAGUGUG